AUGACAGUCUCACUGAAAAGGCGGAACAAAGCCGCUCACUCCACCUCCUCUGACACUGUAACUCAGAACAAGACAGAAACGAAUACUGUGAAUAAAUCCACAAGCAAGAGCAAACAGAACGACAGAGAAAAAAAUAAUUCAAAUAUCCAUGAAAGACACAGAGGGACUACAAGUCCAAUAUGGUCUGUAUUAUGGGCACUGAACGUUGUGUUGGGAGUGGGUGCCAUUGUGGCAGCAGGCGGCUUGCACGCUUGGUAUAUGUACCAGCUUCACGAGAACCAGUUAUGGUUCUCACAUAUUCAGGAGAUUGAGAGAGAGAUUUCAUUUCGCACAGAAUCUGGCUUGUACUACUCAUUCUACAAAUAUCUGGUAAACUCUCCUGAUUUUUUGAAAGAUAUACAGAGGCUGACGGUGAAUGAGUCGACACAGCACCCUGAAGCAAUAAAUAUUCUAGCCAGGAUGAAUAUCUAUCAAGAGGUUAUACUGGCCACACUCUACAGACAAUUUGGGAUAUCAUUGCAGCCGAUUUUCUUUUACAUCUAUUCCAUAUUCUGUCUCAACGGUGUUUUGGUGUCUGCUCUAUGUUUACUGACCUGGUUACUGAGUAAAUCCUGGAUGGCUGGCAUCCUCUCUGCUGCUUUUUAUAUGUUCAACAGGCUGGAUACCACCCGUGUAGACAGUUCUGUUCCUCUGAGGGAGAACUUUGCACUUCCUUUCCUGUGGAUACAAGCAGCAGGCAUUGCUAUGUACUUCAAGCCUAGAGUCAGGGGCAUCUUGGAGAGCUGCUGUCAGAUGAUAAUAUUCCUGAGUACACUGUUAUUCUGCUGUUUCUGGCAAUUCAGCCAGUUCAUUAUGCUGCUGCAAGGAUUCUCAUUGUUUGCUGUCUGGGUGCUGGGAUUGGUCCCCACCGUCAAG
Candidula unifasciata is the source of this 915-nucleotide messenger RNA. The record is from the annotation of a GenBank genome assembly. NCBI's taxonomy places the organism in Eukaryota, Metazoa, Mollusca, Gastropoda, Stylommatophora, Geomitridae.